AUGCAUCGACGCCGUUUCACUCUCUUCACCCUCCAACUCCUCACUAACAACAAUCUCCUACGCCCACUCCCCACCUUAACUCCCCUACACCUUCACCACCGUCACCUCUCCACCACCUUCCGCCGUCCACCACCUGACCCAAACGAUCCUUCAAUACUCCUCAAAGAAGACGGAUUCUCCCUAUGUUCCCAAAUGUGGAUCGACAAUUUCCGUCACCCCGACAAAAUCAUCACCAACCUCUCCUCCUUCCUCCGCCGUUUCGAACUCUGGCUCCUCGCCUACCAAAAAGUCACUACAGACGAAACCGGUUCCUACACGCCUCGCAGCUCAAUUCAACGACCUCAACUCGAAGACCUUCUCGCUCUUCGUAACGCUGUUAUCGAUGGUAAUUUCAAAUGGGGUUCGCGGCUUAAAUUUCAUAUCAAAUCACCUAUUGAUAAAACCGAUUAUGAAUCCCUUUCCAAAAGAAAAAUCAAAAUCAUAUUAACUACUACCCAGCCCACACCUUUUCAAGAUAAAAUUGUUCAGGAGGUUCUUUUGAUGAUCCUUGAACCUAUUUAUGAACCUAGGUUUUCGUCCAAGAGUUUUGCUUUUCGUCCUGGUAGGACGCCGCAUACUGUUUUGAGAAUUAUUAGGAGGAAUUUUGCUGGCUAUUUGUGGUAUUUGAAAGGUGAUUUGAGUACUUUGUUGGAUGGGGUGAAAGUAGGGUUAGUGAUUAAUGCUGUUAUGAGAGAUGUUAGGGAUAAGAUGGUUGUUGAUUUGUUGAAAUCUGCGUUGGUUACGCCGGUUGUAACGAGUAAGGUUGAUGAUAGAGAGAAGAAGAAGACAAAGAGGAAGUAUCAGAAGAAGAGGGUUUUGAAUGAGGAUGAACCUAAGCCUGAUCCUUAUUGGUUAGACACUUUUUUUGGAUUUGCACCCGAGGAAGCUGAGAAGGUUCCGAACUGGGGUCAUUGUGGAGUUUUGAGUCCUCUUUUGGCGAAUAUUGUUUUGGAUGAGUUGGAUCGUUGGUUGGAAGGGAAGAUGAAGGAGAUUUAUGUUCCUUCCAAGAGUGAUGUUAUAUGGAAUAGUCCUGAAGGGGAAGCUGAACAGGGAAACACUUCCUGGCCGGAGUUUGUGCCUACCAGUGGACCUGAUAAAACUAGGAAGAUGGAUUUUAUAAGAUAUGGAGGUCAUAUCUUGAUUGGUGUUCGGGGUCCUAGGGCGGACGCGGCUACAUUGAGGAAGCAGUUGAUUGAGUUUUGUGAUCAGAAGUUGAUGGUCAAGCUUGAUAAUGAAUGCCUUCCUAUAGAACAUAUAACCAAAGGUAUAAUGUUUCUCGAUCACGUGCUUUGUAGGAGGGUUGUUUAUCCAACUCUUAGGUACACUGCAACUGGUGGUAAGAUCAUUAGUGAAAAGGGUGUUGGAACACUUUUGUCUGUCACGGCGAGCUUAAAGCAAUGCAUUAGGCAAUUCAGAAAGUUGAGUUUUCUAAAGGGUGAUAGGGAUCCUGAUCCCCAACCUUGUUUUAGGAUGUUUCAUGCCACUCAAGCUCACACCAAUGCUCAAAUGAACAAGUUUUUGUCAACCAUGGUUGAAUGGUAUAGGUUUGCAGACAAUAGGAAGAAGAUUGUGAACUUCUGUUCUUACAUCAUAAGAGGCUCACUUGCAAAGCUUUACGCUGCUAAAUACAAGCUUCGCUCUCGUGCAAAAGUGUAUAAGAUUGGUGCCCGAAAUCUGAGCCGUCCACUGAAGGAGAAGAAAGGACAGUCUCCUGAGUAUCAAAAUUUGCUUAGGAUGGGUCUUGCUGAAUCAAUCGACGGGCUCCAGUAUACAAGGAUGUCUCUCGUACCUGAGACAGAUUACACCCCAUUCCCUGGUAAUUGGAGGCCUGACCAUGAAAAGUCAUUGCUAGAAUACAUAAAGUUAGAAGAUCCAAAGACUUUGGAGGAGCAACAGAGUGGCAUCAGAGAACAAGGUCUUGUUACACCUCAAGAUUACAUUUCAAUGCUUGUUUGGAAUUACAAAAGGAAUUCUCUUCCCAUGGACCAUCUCUCCGUAAUAAAGAGCAAUGAAAGUGUCUUAGGGAAUCAACAUUUGCUAGCUGGCUCAAACCAGGAUGACCAUGAACACAUAAGCAAAGAGGAAGAAACUGAUGCAGGGAUAAAUGAAGCACAGAUGUAA
Molecule: messenger RNA, 2160 nt
Organism: Lathyrus sativus (Indian pea)
Lineage: Eukaryota; Viridiplantae; Streptophyta; Magnoliopsida; Fabales; Fabaceae
Source: the annotation of a GenBank genome assembly